AUGACGUCACACCAGUCAAUCCAGAAAGUCCCUGCCCUUCCCUCCCCUGACCUCUGGGGUCUAUCAAAGCAGCCCCCGGCUCAGUGUCCCCGCCGGACCAGGCCACACCUGCAGCCCCUACCCCUUCCCGGCUGCGACUCUCGCCCUCCUCUGCCCCGGCCUCCUUCUCCCCGCCCCGCUGAUCGGCAGUUGCCUGCGCCAAUCAGAGGGCCUAGCGGGUGGGGCGGGGCCUCACGAUGGAGUUGCCCUGUCAGUGCAGGUGGAGGCCCCGGCGGGGCAAAGUGGCAGGAACCUCUUAAAGGGCGAGAGCGGCGCGGAGCCAGAACGCGGUCCGGCCCAGUCCCCGCCGCACCCAGCCCAGAGAAGAGUUUAGUGACUGAGGCCGAAAAUUCACAGCACCAACAGAAGGAAGAGGGUGAGGGAGCCAUAAACUCAGGCCAACAAGAACCUCAGCAGGAGGAAUCUUGUCAAACAGUAGCCGAAGGAGAUAAUCAGUUUGAACAGAAGCUGAAAGCUUCUAAUGGAGACACUCCUACACAUGAAGACUUGACUAAGAACAAGGAGCGGACAUCAGAUAGCAGAGGCCUUUCACGACUGUUCUCCUCGUUUCUCAAAAGGCCCAAAUCUCAGGUGUCCGAGGAAGAAGGAGGCAAAGAAGUAGAGUCAGAUAAAGAAAAAGGUGAAGGAGGUCAGAAAGAGAUAGAAUUUGGAACCAGUCUUGAUGAAGAGAUCAUUUUAAAGGCACCGAUUGCAGCUCCUGAACCUGAACUCAAAACAGACCCAUCUUUGGAUCUUCAUUCAUUAAGCAGUGCAGAAACACAGCCUUACCAUUACAAAUUAAGAAUUAUUUUCAAAGUCUUCUUAUUUCUGAAGCAUGUGAAUAUUAUCUGCAUUGUUAAAAGUGUAAGUCCUUCUCUGACAGUGUUAGCGGGGAAAAUGUAUGAGUCCUACAUGUUUCUGUUAUAG
This is a messenger RNA of Mandrillus leucophaeus (drill), 966 nucleotides long. RefSeq names its product xylosyltransferase 1-like. The record is from RefSeq and is a predicted model, not a curated record. The transcript is spliced from 3 exons. Lineage: Eukaryota; Metazoa; Chordata; Mammalia; Primates; Cercopithecidae. Bases 1 to 966 code for a protein of 321 amino acids.